UUUUGUGAAUUCAGGCGAACUCAAGAGUCAGACACUCUAUACCCACCGAGAAAAUUUUGAUGGCAACGCCGACGUCGACGGUCAAGGGCGGCAGUAGCAGAGAUGGGACAGCGAAAACGAUGGUGGCUGAUCAAAUUACACAGUCUAUACAGUCUACUUCCAAUCUCCUUCAUCUCAUGCUUCAGUCUUCCCCAUCUCAGGCGGAACUGAUGAAGCUACCAAAGAGUCUUUUUGCCAAGACAUCUACUAUCAAGAAUACUGAGCUGGUAUUGGAGCAGCUGCCUCGGGUGAUUUCGUCAUUGGAUGCUCAUAUGGACAACGGGUUACAAAGUGUUCCUCAGCUGAAAACUGUAAUGCAGCUGCUCUCAAACAUAGAAAACUGCCAGCUCAAGACCUUAUCCAGGGCUCAAGAUAUUCAACAGGAGACUGGAUCAGUAGAGCAACCUCCAAAGCCAGCUAACCUUCCUUAGGAUGAAUCGCAGAAUACUGGGCAAGGUUAUCCUGAUACUGAAGUAUUUGAUAUAAAUACAGAAUUGAUUGAUAUCGUUCACUGGUUAGCAAAAGAACCCUUAAUGCUUCAACUACAGCGAUAGUUUGGUUUUAACUUAGAGCUAUAAUUGUGUGUAAUAGAAUCUAAUCCUAGAGUUGAACUGAAAUUUUCUUGCCUUUAAGCCAACUCUCACUUCUUUUUUUUUUAUACUGUAAGCACUAAUUAUCUGCAGUCGGGGGCUGAGGGAGGAAGCCACAUUCGAUAUUUGCUCAUGUAUAUUCUUGAUACUACAGAUGUUCAUAUAAGAAAGAAUAAUUAACUA
Messenger RNA from Solanum verrucosum, 812 nucleotides. Its product is annotated as tobamovirus multiplication protein 2B. The record is from RefSeq and is a predicted model, not a curated record. The transcript has 5 exons. NCBI's taxonomy places the organism in Eukaryota, Viridiplantae, Streptophyta, Magnoliopsida, Solanales, Solanaceae. Bases 60 to 470 code for a protein of 136 amino acids.